ACAGAAAUGUUUACGCCGUCUGACGUACCAUUCUGACUUGAAACCAGUCAGUGUCGCGCUUUCGUUCGACGCACGCGCAUACAAAGUUGAAGUAACAAUCAUGAAGCUGUUAAUAGCAUUGUGCGUGGUGGCGCUAGCAGCGCACGCGCAAGCUCGUGUCACCGCUACACAAGCUCCUGUGUCUACGCACAUCACCUCGCUCACGGACAAGGAUGCCAGAAGCAAGGCCAAGGUCCACCCAGCCUUUGCCAAUGCUGGCCAGCGAGCUGGCGUUGAAGUCUGGAGGAUAGAGAAUUUCGAUCCGGUACCAGUUGCUCAGAAUGACUAUGGAAAAUUCUACAAGGGGGACUCCUACAUCGUUUUGAAGACGACAGCAGACAAACGCAACAACCUCGCCCACGAUAUCCACUACUGGAUCGGCAGUCAGUCCACCCAGGACGAGUCGGGGGCAGCGGCCAUCUUGACAGUCGGCUUGGAUGACAAGUUCAACGGCGCCGCCAUCCAGCACAGAGAGGCUAUGGGCUAUGAGAGCGCGCAGUUUUUGGGAUAUUUCCAACCAGCCAUCAGAUACGUGGACGGAGGUGUAGCUUCGGGCUUCAACCACGUCGUCACCAACCCUGGUGCUGAGAAGAGACUGUUCCAGGUCAAAGGCAAGAGAAACGUGCGAGUACGACAGGUGGAUCCCCUCAUCUCCUCGAUGAACGAAGGCGACUGCUUCAUCCUGGACCAAGACCAGACCAUCCUGGUGUACGUGGGGAAGAAGGCGAAGAAUGUGGAGAAGCUCAAGGCCAUAUCUAUGGCCAACCAGAUCAGGGACCAGGACCACAACGGCAGGGGACGUGUGGAGAUCAUUGACCAAUACUCCAGCGAGGUGGAUGUCCAGAAGUUCUUCACAGCUCUAGGAUCUGGUGCCCCAAACAGCGUUCCAGAAGAGAAUGCAGGUGGUGAUGACCAGACUUUCGAAAGAAGCGAGGAGCAGUCAGUUGUCCUCUCAGAAGUGUCCGAAUCGUCCGGCAAGGUCAAGGUGACCGCUCUACCGAAGCCCUUAAAGCAGGAGCAGUUGAAGCCCCAAGACUGCUACAUCCUGGACACCGUCAGUGGCAGUAUCUACGUGUGGGUAGGCAAGCAAUGCUCGGCGAAGGAAAAAACUGAAGCUGUGAACAAGGCACAGGAAUACCUGUCAUCUAAGAACUACCCUAAAUGGGUAUCCGUAGUGAAGAUACCGCAGGGCACCGAACCCGCGGCCUUCAAGCAAUAUUUCAGCACGUGGAGAGACACCGGCAUGUCCCACAACAGACUGGUCUGAGACUAAGUACAAAAUCAUCGCCUGUGAAGAAAAAUACUCAAUCAAAGUUUUUAAUAAAUUAUCUGUAAAAACCUGAAUAUUAUAAUCAUGACAAGAGAUUUAUACAAUAAAUAUUAAUUUAAA
This is a messenger RNA of Ostrinia nubilalis (European corn borer), 1429 nucleotides long. Its product is annotated as gelsolin-like. Gene Ontology annotation, cellular component: actin cytoskeleton; cytoplasm. The record is from RefSeq and is a predicted model, not a curated record. The transcript is spliced from 12 exons. Lineage: Eukaryota; Metazoa; Arthropoda; Insecta; Lepidoptera; Crambidae. Gene Ontology annotation, biological process: actin polymerization or depolymerization; actin filament severing; barbed-end actin filament capping. Bases 101 to 1306 code for a protein of 401 amino acids. Gene Ontology annotation, molecular function: actin filament binding; phosphatidylinositol-4,5-bisphosphate binding.